This is a messenger RNA of Aspergillus clavatus NRRL 1, 582 nucleotides long. Its product is annotated as Hsp20/alpha crystallin family protein. The transcript has a single exon. Lineage: Eukaryota; Fungi; Ascomycota; Eurotiomycetes; Eurotiales; Aspergillaceae. The record is from RefSeq and is a predicted model, not a curated record. Gene Ontology annotation, biological process: response to salt stress; response to hydrogen peroxide; response to heat. Bases 1 to 582 code for a protein of 193 amino acids.
AUGCCUUUCUCGCACUUGUCAAGUGACUUGGCUCCCUUGUUCCACCUCUUGGACGACUACGAUACCCAUCGCUCCUAUCGCCCCAAGAGCAAAGUGACUCCCGUCCGCACAUUUACACCAAAGUUCGAUGUGUGCGAGCUCAAGGACGGAUACCGACUUGACGGAGAACUUCCCGGGGUUAAUCAGAGUGACAUCGAAAUUGAGUUCAGCGAUCCCCAGACUCUUGUGAUCAAAGGCCGCGUGGAGCGCAACUACAGCAAAACCAACUCCGAGAUCACCGACGACAGCUCGUCGUCAAAGUCUCGUCAACCCACAGUCGAAGACGACACCGAGGACGGGGAUGCUUCAUCCACCACCAGCUCCCCCGCUGAGCCUUCUGAGCGCGCCGUCGCCCAAUCCCACUGUCAGCCCGCGUUCAAGUUCUGGGCCUCCGAGCGCUCAAUUGGCGAGUUUCAGAGAGUCUUCUCCUUCCCAGCCAGAGUGGACCAGGAAGGCGUCAAGGCAAAUUUGAGAAACGGAAUCCUCUCGAUCGUCGUUCCGAAAGAGCCCGCCCCGAAGCUGAAGAAGAUUCGCAUCGAAUAA